AAGUCCAUUCCGUUGUUCAAUAUGUGGUUUGGUCUAAAAACUGGUUCUUCAUUUCUCUCUACCAUCUAUCUUUCUGGUUACCCAUAUAAGUUCUUUCUGCUUCUUUCAAGUUUCAACAAAGGCGGCCUGGCCUCUGCCCCACCCCAUUACCCCAAUUACGACCACCAAUCAUUCUCAUUCAGUUGUGGUGAUCUAGCUCAUGCCAUGCCCUGGGCUUUAUCUAUAUAUCCACUACUCAGAAAAACUAUCCUAGUAGUUUCCGGCAGUGUCAAACAGAGAAUGGAUCCGACCAAGAUCUCUCUCCGGCCAUUCAAACUUUCCGACGUCGAUGACUUCAUGGUUUGGGCUAGCGAUGAUCGGGUUACCCAUUCUCUUCGAUGGAACACCUUCGCAUCUAAGGAACAUGCAUUGAACUACAUCAAGCAAGUUGUCAUUCCCCACCCAUGGCGUCGCUCCAUAUGCUUGAACGAUCGCUCUAUUGGAUAUGUAUCUGUCAAGCCGGAAUCUGGAGAUGGUACAUGUAGAGCACAUAUUGGGUAUGCCUUAGCAGUAGAGUAUUGGGGCCAAGGGAUAACCACCAUAGCUUUGAAGAUGGCACUCUCUUCUGUUUUCAAAGAAAUGCCUUAUCUGGUUAGAGUGCAAGCAUUUGUUGAGGUAGAGAAUAAGGCCUCACAAAGGGUACUAGAGAAGGUUGGGUUCCUAAGAGAGGGUCUCUUGAGGAAGUAUGGUUUUAACAAAGGUGAGAUUAAGGAUUUGAUUAUCUAUAGUUUCUUAUCAACAGAUCCUCUGCUAAAUUGAUAUUUUCUGUGUUUUUCUUGGUAAUCCGAUCGAUGAUAUAUCCAAUGAUGCCCUAAUAAACAUUGUUACCAUGAACAAGUAUGUGCCAGAUUUUUUUUUUUUUUGAAACUAGUAUUUGCUGAUCAUUAGCAGCUUUUCUGGUUUUAAAAAUAUGAGAAUAGAUAAGAUAGCUAUAGGCAGCCCAACAAGCUUUUGUGUUCCACUUAACUGUAUAAAGUUUUGGGCCAAUUCCAAGGCCGUUUGGUUGGUCAAACCCUAUUAGGGGCAAUUUGAUUAAUUUAUUAUAGUUUUUCUAUGCCA
Molecule: messenger RNA, 1098 nt
Organism: Macadamia integrifolia
Lineage: Eukaryota; Viridiplantae; Streptophyta; Magnoliopsida; Proteales; Proteaceae
Exons: 1
Coding region: 22-798 (258 amino acids)
Molecular function (GO): acyltransferase activity, transferring groups other than amino-acyl groups
Source: RefSeq, a predicted model, not a curated record